AUGCUUGUGAUGGAAAGAUCCAAACGUUUUGACUCCCCAUCCGAGUUCGAAUCUCUACGCAGAGUGGCAGAUGGAUUUCGCGACUUCGGAUUCUUUUCAACAAUACUCCAAAGUUCAUUGUCAAUCCAUUAUUGUCUUGUGAAUGCAACUCUGGGCGCCGCUCUUUGGGAGGAAUUCCGCAAAAUUGGCAUCAAUGACGAGAAACCGGUUCGUGGCCGUGACGUGAAUGGGCGACAGACCCCUCAAUCAUCAAGUAAACAACAUGAAUAUAAUCGUUAUGAUUACGACGUCAUUAUUGUGGGCGCAGGCCUCACAGGGUUGAAUGCUGCACAUGAAAUAACAAAAAUGGCUCCCGGCGCUCGUGUAAAGCUCUUGGAAGUCAGGGACCAGGUUGGAGGCCGAAUACGUGCAAGGACGAUGAGAACGGCGGAAGGCGAUGUUUGGCUAGACACUGGAUCACAUUCAUAUCACCAACUGCGACAGCACUCGCCACUCUUGCCAGCGAGUUCGGAUUACCUCUCUUUUCUCAGACCAACUGCGGAACUCGAACACUUGACAUUCGAACGAAAACGUUUGUCGGAAUCGGAGUCGCUCACGACUCGCCGCUCGUUUCGCGACGUGAUCAAUUCUACCGAGGUGUCAUCGUGGGCAUCGAGGAACGUCCAUGACUAUCUGCUGAGCACUGGCCAAACAAAACCUACAAUGGACACAGCGAAUCGUUUACUUCAGACUCUCUUCGAUUCACCAGAUAAAUCAGUAUCGAUUAUUCACCUGCUUUUGGCUGCAGCCUCGGAGAAUGCCACUGUAGCCGAUUUGCUGUCCCGCUAUGGCCAUGGCCAGGCUCUCUUCAUGCAGGGUGGACUCAAUCGAUUGACCAGGGCGAUGGCUGAGAAGUUGGAUGUGCAGCUGAACCAAACGGUUACUAGCAUCGAGGAAGGUGACAUUCUUAUAUCAGAAGAACCUAUUGAGCACAAAUUUCAACGUAAUUCCGUGGUGACUGUGAAGACACCCACCGACUCGUACACAGCUCGGCAAGUGAUCGUCACUGCGCCUCCUGUCGUGGCGUCAACAAUUCAGUUCACUCCACCGCUUGAACCGCAAUUUACUCAAUUCCUCGAGAGAUAUCGUCCUAGUGGUCGAGCUUACUAUUUCACCAUGACAUUUGCUAGCCCUUUCUGGAGAGGGAAAGGAAUGAGUGGGCAGGUCAUCUACGUCGAUUUUUUCGACUCAACUAUAAUCGCAGUAAGAAAAAGUGCAGGAAAAUACUCGUUGCGUUUUCUCAUAUCAUUGGGGAAUCUCAUGAUCGGGUAA
Messenger RNA from Cooperia oncophora, 1311 nucleotides. Lineage: Eukaryota; Metazoa; Nematoda; Chromadorea; Rhabditida; Trichostrongylidae. The record is from the annotation of a GenBank genome assembly.